ACAAGGAACACACACACACACAAACCAUGGUUUUUUCAUCUCUUCCUGCUUAUCAUCAUCAUCAUCAUGAUCCAUCCAACUGGCAACAGCAACCAAAUCAUCCAAUAACUGGAAUCAGUACGACUACCACCGCUGCUGCUGCUUCUGUCAUUACUUCUCAACAGCUUCUUUCGCCACUGGUUCCUUCGCUGCCGCCGCCACCCUCGCAGCCUCAUGGAAGCGGGGGAGCGGGCUCGAUUAGGCCCGGUUCGAUGGCGGAUCGAGCCCGGAUGGCAAACAUUCCUAUGCCGGAGACGGCCCUGAAAUGCCCGCGGUGCGAGUCAACUAACACCAAGUUCUGCUACUUCAACAACUACAGCCUCACUCAGCCCAGACAUUUCUGUAAGACCUGCCGGAGGUACUGGACCAGAGGCGGUGCUCUGCGGAAUGUCCCCGUCGGCGGUGGCUGCCGGAGGAACAAGCGCAGCAAGGGAACUAGCAGUAGCAGUGGCGGUGGUGGUGGCGGCAGCUCCUCAAAGUCUUCUGCCGCAACCGCCUCUGGUUCUUCCGGUGCAAUUCCGUCCAACAAUUCCGGAGCAGCCUCAGCCGCCGAAAUAUUAGGCCUCACUCAGCAGCUCCCCGCCGCGUUACGCUUCAUGGCUCCGCUGCAUCACCACCCGCUCGGCAGCACUGACUUCUCGGGCGACAUAGGGUUAAACUACGGGCUAAAUUACGGCGCGGCGGACUUGAACUUCCACAUCGGCGGCGCGUCGUCACUCUUAUCAGGUGUAGGCGGUAGUGGGGUCGAGCAAUGGCGGAUGGCGCCGCCUCCGCCGCCUCUACAAUUCCCGUUCUUGCCUGCAGGGCUGGACCCUAAUUCGGGGGCGGCGACCGGGUUGUUCGAGGGCGAGAUGGCUUCGGGGUUUUCGGUCCGGGGGAAGCAGCCGCCGCCGUCGAGCUCCAUCACUCACCAAAUGGCUGCGGUGAAAAUGGAAGAUACUAAUAAUAAUCAAGGUGAGAUGAACUUGUCAAGACAGUUGUUGGGAAUAAAUAAUCAUCAUCAACACGAUCACCAUGAUCAUAAUCAGUAUUGGAGUACUGGUACUGGAAAUUCUAGUAGUACUAGUGCUAAUUGGACCGAUCUUUCUGGUUUUAGCUCUUCUUCAAACUACGAGCAAUAAUCCACUGUGAUCAAGAUUAGUACUAUUACUACUACUGCUGCUAAUUAA
This is a messenger RNA of Morus notabilis, 1208 nucleotides long. RefSeq names its product dof zinc finger protein DOF5.1. The record is from RefSeq and is a predicted model, not a curated record. Lineage: Eukaryota; Viridiplantae; Streptophyta; Magnoliopsida; Rosales; Moraceae. Gene Ontology annotation, molecular function: DNA binding; DNA-binding transcription factor activity. The coding region runs from base 27 to 1160 and encodes 377 amino acids. The transcript has 2 exons. Gene Ontology annotation, biological process: regulation of DNA-templated transcription.